GUGGCAAUAAAAAUCAUUGACAAAUCUCAGCUGGAUGCUGUGAAUUUGGAGAAGAUCUACAGAGAAGUGCAGAUCAUGAAAAUGCUUGAUCACCCACACAUUAUAAAGCUCUACCAGGUGAUGGAGACCAAGAGCAUGUUGUACCUUGUGACAGAAUUUGCCAAAAAUGGAGAAAUUUUUGAUUACCUCGCCAGCCACGGGCGCCUGAGUGAGUCUGAGGCCAGGCGCAAGUUCUGGCAGAUCCUCUCAGCAGUGGAGUAUUGCCACGGCCGAAAGAUCGUUCACCGAGACCUCAAAGCUGAGAAUCUUCUGCUUGACAAUAACAUGAACAUCAAAAUAGCAG
Molecule: messenger RNA, 343 nt
Organism: Merops nubicus (carmine bee-eater)
Lineage: Eukaryota; Metazoa; Chordata; Aves; Coraciiformes; Meropidae
Product: serine/threonine-protein kinase SIK2-like
Exons: 3
Biological process (GO): microtubule cytoskeleton organization; protein phosphorylation; intracellular signal transduction
Cellular component (GO): cytoplasm
Molecular function (GO): ATP binding; tau-protein kinase activity; protein serine/threonine kinase activity
Source: RefSeq, a predicted model, not a curated record